Messenger RNA from Drosophila albomicans, 2436 nucleotides. It is a transcript of the gene qkr58E-2, whose product is annotated as KH domain-containing, RNA-binding, signal transduction-associated protein 1. Gene Ontology annotation, biological process: regulation of alternative mRNA splicing, via spliceosome. Gene Ontology annotation, cellular component: nucleus. The transcript has 4 exons. Gene Ontology annotation, molecular function: mRNA binding. The record is from RefSeq and is a predicted model, not a curated record. Lineage: Eukaryota; Metazoa; Arthropoda; Insecta; Diptera; Drosophilidae. Bases 214 to 1416 code for a protein of 400 amino acids.
CUUUUGAUAGAUAUGUACACACUUUGAUGGAAAAAGAGAGAAAAAAUUAGGGCCACAAAGAGGUUGCAAACAUAUUUGAUAAAUUCAAAUUGAAUUGACUGCUCGGCGACGAGGCCAUUUAGAUAAAAACGCGCCACGCACUGUGCCGACACCAAUUUUGGUAAGAAUCGUCGCAUCAAUUAACUACGGGCGCCGUUAGGGAAAGCAGGACAAAUGGCGGAAAACGGAAUGCGUGUGGGCCCAGGGUCAUCGUCGGCGGCAGCAGCGGCGGCGGCGGCAGCAGCAGUCAGUGUAAAUUCAGGUGCCAGCAAUGGUGAGCAUGAGAAUGAACAACACAAUGCGACGACUGCUUCUGGUGAGAACGAGAAGACUCAACCGGCGCGCCUAAAUGAGUCGGCUCAGAAAUAUAUGCAGGAACUGAUGAGCGAGCGAUCGCGCAUGGAGAAUCAGUUUCCAUUGGCCGUAAAACUAAUUGACGAAGCUUUGGAGCGAGUUCAGCUAAAUGGUCGCAUACCAACGAGAGAUCAAUAUGCCGAUGUGUAUCAGCAGCGAACGAUCAAAUUGUCGCAGAAGGUGCACGUGCCUAUCAAGGAUAAGAAAUUCAACUAUGUUGGCAAACUGCUUGGCCCCAAGGGCAACUCCCUGCGCCGGCUGCAGGAGGAAACGCAGUGUAAAAUCGUCAUACUCGGCCGCUUCUCCAUGAAGGAUCGUGCCCGCGAGGAGGAGCUGCGCAACUCAGCGGACGCCAAAUAUGCCCACCUGAAUCUUCCGCUCCACGUUGAGGUGUCGACAAUUGCGCCACCCGCCGAGGCCUAUGCCCGUGUUGCCUACGCCCUGGCCGAGAUUAGGCGCUAUUUAAUACCCGACAAGCACGAUGACAUACGUCAGGAGCAGUACAGGGAGCUUAUGGAGGAUCCGGAGGCUGCUAAGAAGUUGACACUGCGCCAGUUGCAGCAGCAACAACAACAGCAGCAGCAACAACAGCAGCAUCAGCAGCAACAACAACAAUCGGCUGCUGCUGGUGGCAAUGGCAAUGGAAACAAUCGUUCUGGAGGCAACUACAGACAAAAGUUUCAGCAGCAAUCGCACUAUCAUCACAACGACGAGACUGUCUAUUAUCGUUCACACAACACACACAAUAACACUUACCACCAGCCAAAGCCCUAUGUGCCAGCUGCCCAGAGGGGCAACGCCAUGCAUACUACAUUGCCGCCGCAGGCAAUUGUUCGGGCAUCACCGCCCGGCAUGGUGGUGAGUGCGGCCAGUUUUAAUGGACGCAAUGCCGGCAUGGGAAAUGCCGGCGGUGGCAUCAUGACGAACAGCAUUGUGGCUGCCACGGGAGGCGGUAUUGGUGGCGCUGUGCCGCCCAUACGACACUAUCGCCCUGCCGCCCCUUAUCAAUUUGUCAAGAAAUAAUACAGAAGCAAUGCUGCACCGACUGCCGCUCGCUGUUUGUUCACCAUAUUGUCAUCGUCAUCAUUAACUCAUCCAAAUGCAUGCCCCGCCUAGCAAAUGUUGCAUACAUACCAUGUUUAAUGCAUCUGCAUGCGACGCCAUCUGAUUUGGGCUUUGAUCAUCGAUUUAGGUGCAAGCCAAAUCACUCACACAACACACACACACACACUGCUCCAAAGGUAGAUGUAAUAAUUAUAAAUACAAAACACACAUACACAUUGACUUGUAACACGAUUUGGAAAAGUGGAAAACCAACAGAUAAAAAACCAAAACUGAUCGAAACGAAAAACUAAAAAACAAAAUGAGUAAUGAGAAUGUACGUAUAAGAAACUAGCCUAAGUAGACGAAUGCUCCAAAUGAACAGACACCACACACACACACACACAAUACACCAUACACACACUGCACACUAUAAACACCAAUACUAAGAUUGGACUUUCGAUUGAAAGAGGACACUCGUUAGAUGCCAUUUGCUAUGAUUAACUGUUUCCCUCAAUUCAUUCUUUUGAGCUGUGUGUUGGGCUCUGCGAGCAUUUUGUGAAUUGGUCAUUCAGACGGACCCCAAGGUGUCUUGAGUUUUUAAAUUUGUUUUGUUUUAUUUAAUAAUAAUCACACCUGACGCAUUUCAUUUCAUAUUUAUACAUAUAAUACUAUAACAUAUUUAGAGCAUACGUACGAAUCAAUUUGAAAUAUUUACUCUCAUUCUACAAUCAAUAUUUUAAUUUCUUUCGUUAAUGAAGAGGAGGCUUUUUAAUUUGUUACGUUGCACAAUCGAAAAAACUGCAAAUAUUUUGUGUUUUCUCUUUAAUUUUUUUUUUUAUAUUUAUGAUUUUGAAUGAUUUGUAUUUGCGUGUAGUUGAAUAUGAUGUAUCACAUCCACACCGAGGCACAUACAAAACAAAAACAUAUACCUACAUACAUAUAAUCAAGCAUACAAUACAUAUUUACAUAAAUAUAAACCAAAAAAAAAAAACAAGAAAA